This is a messenger RNA of Pistacia vera, 1530 nucleotides long. NCBI's taxonomy places the organism in Eukaryota, Viridiplantae, Streptophyta, Magnoliopsida, Sapindales, Anacardiaceae. The record is from the annotation of a RefSeq genome assembly.
AUGGAGGAAUUUCAAGUCUAUUUCGAACUAGAUGGAUCUCAGCAACACCACUUCCUAUACCCACUGCUUUUUCGUGAGUAUAUUUAUGCACUUGCUCAUGAUUAUGCUUUAAAUAGAUCGAGGGUUUCGUUGGAAAAUGGGGGUUAUGACAAUAAAUCUAGUUCACUAAGUGUGAAACGCUUAAUUAUUCGACUGUAUCAACGGAUUCAGUUGAGUAUUUCUACUAAUGAUUCUAAUCAAAAUAAAUUUUUUGGACACAACAAUAAGUUGUAUUCGCAAAUGAUAUCAGAGGGGUUUGCAGUCAUUGUGGAAAUUCCAUUUUCCCUACGAUUUGUCUCUUUCUUAGAAGGGAAAGCAAUAGCAAAAUCUCAUAAUUUCCAAUCAAUUCAUUCAAUAUUUCCUUUUUUCGAGGACAAAUUCUCACAUUUAAAUUAUGUCUUAGAUGUACUAAUACCCCACCCCAUUCGCUCGGAAAUUUUGGUUCAAAUUCUCCGCUACUGGGUAAAAGAUGCCUCUUCUUUACAUUUAUUACGGUUCUUUCUACACGAGUAUUUUAAUUUGAAUUGGAAUAGUCUUAGUAAUCCAAAGAAAUCUAUUUCCUUUUUUGCAAAAAGUAAUUCAAGAUUAUUCUUGUUCCUAUAUAAUUCUCAUGUAUGUGAAUAUGAAUCCAUCUUCUUUUUUCUCCGUAACCAAUCUUCUCAUUUACGAUCAACAUCUUCUGGAGUCCUUCUUGAGCGAAUAUAUUUCUAUCGAAAAGUAGAACAUCUUGUCGAAGUCUUGGCUAAUGAUUUUGAUUUUCAGGACAUCUUAUGCUUGUUCAAGGAUCCUUUCAUGCAUUAUGUUAAAUAUCAAGGAAAAUCCAUUCUGUCUUCAAAGGAUACGCCUCUUCUGAUGAAUAAAUGGAAAUAUUACCUUGUCAAUUUAUGGCAAUCGCAUUUUCACAUGUGGUCUCAACCGGGAAGGGUUCAUAUAAAGCACUUCUACAAGCAUUCUAUCAACUUUCUGGGCUAUCUUUCCAGUGUGCAACUAAAUCCUUUGUUGGUACGGAGUCAAAUGCUAGAAAAUUCAUUUAUCAUAGAUAAGGCUAUGAAGAAGUUCGAUACAACCGUUCCAAUUAUUCCUCUGAUUGGAUCAUUGACUAAGGCACGGUUUUGUAACACCUUAGGGCAUCCCAUUAGUAAGCCGACCCGGGCUGAUUCCUCAGAUUUUGAUAUUAUUGACCGAUUUGUGCGUAUAUGCAGAAAUCUUUCUCAUUAUCACAGCGGGUCCUCAAAAAAAAAGAGUUUGUAUCGAAUAAAAUAUAUACUUCGGUUUUCUUGUGUUAAAAGUUUGGUUCGUAAACACAAAAAUACUGUACGCGCUUUUUUGAAAAGAUUAGGUUCGGAAUUCUUGGAAGAAUUCCUUACGGAGGAAGAGCACGUUCUUUUUGUAAUCUUUCCAAGAGCUUCGUCUACUUCGCGGAGGUUGUAUAGAGGGCGGAUUUGGUAUUUGGAUAUUAUUUGUAUCAAUGAUCUGGUUAAUCAUGAAUGA